AUGUUGCCACCGCAGCCUGAUUCUGUUUUGAGACAACUGGAUUCCAGUAACCCCCUCAUGAGGAUCAUGAAGUCAUUUGUGGUGAAUUCCAUGGCUGGAAUUCUCCAAGACCUAGGCAUUUUUGCCGCCAGUUUAUCUUUCAGUCUCAUGUCCUCGCCGUUGUCAAUUCGAACCGAGUUUCACACUCACCACGCCUCUCCCACGCGUCUUUUGAAGGAGCUGGAAGAUCUUCUUGGAUCCCGUGCCCAGUUUAGAGUAGACAUGCGGCACAAUAUCUACGAAAUUGACACUGCUGAAGAAUUCAACGUGGGGACAUUGUAUGAACGAUGUAAGGGAGGCAAAUCAAAGGGGGUGGGAUUCAUAACAGAAGACAGCCAACCUAUGAAAAAGUAG
Molecule: messenger RNA, 393 nt
Organism: Fusarium graminearum PH-1
Lineage: Eukaryota; Fungi; Ascomycota; Sordariomycetes; Hypocreales; Nectriaceae
Exons: 5
Coding region: 1-393 (130 amino acids)
Source: RefSeq, a predicted model, not a curated record